GAGGCUCAGAUUGGGCUGGCUCUGCGCACGUUGUUGAACAAUCAUAGCUUGUCGAGUGUCAAGAUCAUCGGUUACGACCACAAUUGGGUGGAUGCUGCCAACUACCCGGUCCAACUGAUGAAACAAGCUGGAAGUGCCUUCGAUGGGGUAUCUUUCCAUUGUUAUCGGGGUUCCGUUAGUGACCAGGCCUUGUUCACAUCCCAGUAUCCGAACAAGCAAGUGUACUUCACGGAGUGUUCGGGAACCCUUGGCAGUGACUGGUGGAACGAUAUCAAGUGGUAUAUGGAUAGUAUCUUCAUUGGCAGCAUCUCAUAUGGUUCCUCCUCUGGAUUGAUGUGGAAUCUCGCACUUGAUGGCAGCGGCCAGCCAUUACUUCCAGGAACAGGCAGCUGUGGUGGUGGAUGCCGUGGUGUAGUCCAAAUUAACAAUAAUGGGACCUGGAGCGUAAAUCAAGAAUUUUACUCCAUGGCUCAAGCCUCCAAAGCCAUUCUUCCUCGCGACGCCGGCGGUCCAUGGGGCCAGCGAAUUGGUGUGAGCGUCGGUGGGUCGCUUGACUGGGCUCUUGUGGUUGGCGCCUACAAGACGGGUAGGGUUUCAUCGAGCGACUGGAACAGGUACAGCAUCGUCGUACUGAACUGGGAUGACAGUGCGUCCACCACUUGGAAUCCUCAGCCUGUGAAGGCCACUAUCGAGUUUAGAGGUAUGCAAGCUACGUACACAUUCCCCGUUGGUGUCACCACCCUUUGGUGGUAUGCUCCCAACUAG
This is a messenger RNA of Suillus discolor, 765 nucleotides long. RefSeq names its product glycoside hydrolase superfamily. Gene Ontology annotation, biological process: glucosylceramide catabolic process. The transcript has 7 exons. The annotation marks the transcript as partial. NCBI's taxonomy places the organism in Eukaryota, Fungi, Basidiomycota, Agaricomycetes, Boletales, Suillaceae. Gene Ontology annotation, molecular function: glucosylceramidase activity. The record is from RefSeq and is a predicted model, not a curated record.